Messenger RNA from Thrips palmi, 1568 nucleotides. RefSeq names its product soluble calcium-activated nucleotidase 1. The transcript is spliced from 3 exons. The coding region runs from base 105 to 1343 and encodes 412 amino acids. Gene Ontology annotation, biological process: proteoglycan biosynthetic process. The record is from RefSeq and is a predicted model, not a curated record. Gene Ontology annotation, molecular function: GDP phosphatase activity; UDP phosphatase activity; calcium ion binding. Lineage: Eukaryota; Metazoa; Arthropoda; Insecta; Thysanoptera; Thripidae.
UCAGCCCGCCCGCUAACCUCUCGCCGCCAUCAUCUGCCAUCUCAGCUGUGCAAGCACCCAUUCUUAGGUUAGGGCUCAGUAUUUACAUUGGAGCUGAAGUUGUUAUGUCAGUUGAUGAUUUUGUUGUGAGGGAGAGAAUCCCUUUACCUAAAGACAUGUCUCUGCGCGACUGGCGACAGGCUCUCACGACCCCACCUAUGUACCGAGUAGGCAAUAGUACUCUGAGGAUCCAAACCCAUUUUGUUUGUAUGAUAGCAGCUGUUGGGUUACUUGUAUUAAUAGUUUGGUAUACCUUGUCACCUCCCAGUAGAAAUCACAAGUCUUAUCUUUAUUCAGAGCGUUAUGAUUCUAUUCCAAUCAGUAAUUAUAUUGUUCCACAAACUAGUGACUCUUACAACUCUACUUACCCUUUAACUCCUGCAGUUAAAACUGCUUUUGGAGUAACAUACAGGAUAGGUAUUAUUAGCGAUUUAGACACUGACUCUAAAAGCAACUCUGAGUCAAGCACAUGGGUAAGCUAUUUCAAGAAAGGCCACCUCACUUGGGAUCGUGUUCAUCACACCGCAAGUAUUAAGUGGGAUUCUGAUCCAAUCAAGUUGAAAAGUACAUUUGGUCAAGGGGGUAGAGGAAUGGAAUUAUCUGAACUUGUUGUCUACAAUGGUAGACUCUAUGCACCAGAUGAUAGAACUGGCAUAGUUUAUGAAAUUGAUGGCUCUAAAGCUAUACCUUGGGUGCUUCUUACCAAUGGGGAUGGACGAAGGCCCAAAGGAUUUAAGUCGGAAUGGGCUACUGUCAAAGACAAGGUAUUGCAUGUUGGUGGGCUUGGAAAGGAAUGGACAACACCAGCAGGAGAGUUGGUGAACACUGAUCCAAUGUGGACCAAGCAAAUACAACCAACAGGGCAAGUUUCUCAUCAUGAUUGGAGAAGCAAUUACGAGAAACUGAGAAGAGCCGUUGGCAUUGAAUUUCCUGGAUAUAUGAUUCAUGAAUGUGCCACAUGGAGCAACAUCCACCAAAAAUGGUUCUUCCUACCUCGAAGACAGUCGAAAGAGCGCUACCAUGAAGAUACCGAUCCUUAUCAAGGAACAAAUCUGAUCCUAACAACAGAUUCUAACUUCUCAAAUGUUGAAGUAACCAAAGUAGGAGAAGUCAUUCCAACACAUGGAUUUUCCAGUUUUAAAUUUAUCCCUGAUACUGAAGAUGAGAUCAUAGUAGCAUUGAAGUCUGAAGAGGUUCCUCAAGGAUCAGCAACAUAUGCAAUGAUAUUUAGUAUUAAGGGUGAAAUCCUACUUCCUGAAACCAAAAUAGCAGAUAUCAAAUAUGAGGGUAUUGAAUUUAUAUAGAACAUAUUAAAUGAAUUUUUCAGUCAGUAUUUUGCAUAAACAAGAGAGUACCUCAUUGUCCAUAGGCAAUAAAUUUGUUGGAUGUGUCAUAUAAGUAACUGUGAUAUAAUUUAUUUAAGUAAAUUGAUUUGAGGUUUACAUUGAAUAACCAUUAAGACUAUCUGACUUUUACUGUAAAAAUUUAAUGUAUUUUAUAGCAAUAAGAUAUCAUUAACUAUUUCUCUU